Messenger RNA from Chrysoperla carnea, 1459 nucleotides. RefSeq lists its product as uncharacterized. Lineage: Eukaryota; Metazoa; Arthropoda; Insecta; Neuroptera; Chrysopidae. Gene Ontology annotation, molecular function: nucleic acid binding. The transcript is spliced from 9 exons. The coding region runs from base 182 to 1459 and encodes 425 amino acids. The record is from RefSeq and is a predicted model, not a curated record.
ACAAGUGGUGGUUUGUAGAUUAGAACAUAAACAACCUUGUUUUUUUAAUAAAAGUUCAAAAAAUGCAUUAUUUAAAAAAAGUGUAAAAUUUCCAAAAUAUUAUUGAAUAUGUUAAACAGGGUUUAAGUCAUUUUACAUAAUUUAAACAACAUUAAAAAAAAAAAAAAAAAACAAAGGCAAAAUGUCAGAUCAAAAAACUGAUGAUGACUUCGAUAUUGACAAAUAUUUUGACGAAUCUGAACCCGAGGAACAUUGGGAACUAAGAAGAAAGUUUUUAUUAGCGAAUAAAGGCAAAUAUCCAGAACCUUAUUUGAUAGCAUUAUCAAGAGUAUUUACUAAUGUAGAAUUUAUGGGAUGCAGUUACAACAAAGAAGUAAUGCAGAAAGUUGCACUAAUGUCAGAGGGUAUUGUAGAAUCGUAUAGACAAAACAAGAAAUUAAAAUUACAACGUACUUUUGUGAAAGCAUCAGAUGCAGCUGAAAGUCGUUAUACAGGAAAUAAACAACCACAUUCAACUAUUGGAACCAAAGAAGGGACAUCAAACAGUACAGACAAGAAUUAUUCAACUGCAUCCGAGUCAUCAUCAACAGAAUCACAAAACUAUGAUAAAUUGCUUGAAAAAGUUCGAAGUCAACCUGGUUUCCGAGGCCAACUUGUAAUACAGACAAAUUUAGUCGAUUUAAAUCCAUGGGCAAUUAUUCACAGAUGUAUAGUAGGACAAAUUAAAGGCAUUACACCUUGGAUUGAAAAAUUAUCUGAACCAACUGUGAAUGGUAAACAAAAAUUUAAGCUCUAUAUUGGCCAAGAAGAAAUAUGUACCGAAUAUGCCAUUAACGAAAAAGAUGCAAAACUGGUACUUGGCAAAAUAGCUUUAGAAAAAUUACAAACGACAUGUUUUACACUUGAGAGAAAACAAGCUCUUACAGAAAGUGGCGAAACAGUUGAAAAGGAAGAAAUAAAUGCUGAAGGAACAAGUGAAAGUUUAUUAAAAAGUGAUAAUGUUGGACUGAAAUUAAUGAAAAUGAUGGGAUGGGGUGGUAAAGGCCUGGGCAAAAAUGAACAUGGCCGAGAGGAUAAUGUAGAGGUUAGUGAUUGUGUAACUAGAAGAGGCUUAGGAUUUUCUUCAGAUAAUCCUCAAGAUAAUAAGAAGGUUAGAGCCAAACUUGAAAAUAUUCUUAGAGAAUAUAUUGCUUCUGGUAAUACAAAAAAUUUAGUAUUUUCCUCUGAUUUUACAAAUGAAGAAAGAAAAUUUAUACACCAGAAAGCCAGACGUUAUAAUUUAAAAACACGUAGUUAUGGAAAGAGAGGAAAAGAUGAUCGGCGUCUAGUAUUAUCGAGAAAUUUUACGAAUUGGGAAAUAGUUGAGCGGCUAUUAAAAUGUGGAUUAUCUGAUGAAUUACAUACUUUAAAAUUACCAUCUAAAACAAUAUCUGAUGAUAGGUUUAUGAAACGUUUGUAA